AUGAACAACUACAACCUCCUCUGCAUCUUCUACUGCUCCUUCGGCGCUUUCUUCUAUGGCUACGAUUCCGGCCUCACCACCUCCAUCAUCGGAUACCCAGAAUUCAUAUCCUACUUCGCCUUCAACCCCGCGACCCUCGGCGCCCUUGGAUCAGCUUAUUAUGCCGGAAACUUCGCUGGGAGUCUGAUGAACAUGUACUUGCCGGACAAGUUUGGGCGGCUGAACGUUGUGAGGUUCGCGAGUGUAGUAUCGAUUUUGGGGGCGGGGAUGCAGACGGGGGCAAAGGGGUUGGGGGUGUUGUUGGCGGGGAGGGCUAUUGGGGGGAUAGGUGAGGAACUGCUUUGGUCUACGUUGGCGAGGUUGACGCUGAUGUUGGGCUUUCAGCCUGCGGGAUCAUUGUUGCCUUGUGUCCGCUCUAUGCGUCAGAGAUCUCGCCUCCGCAUGUUCGGGGUCGGGUUGGUGGAUUGUACAAUCUCCAGCAUCAACAUCAACGUAUCGUACGCUCUGACGGAGUGGAUGGGCCUAGGCUUCUCCUACAUCGCCGGCAGCGAGCUCAAAUGGCGUCUCUUCAUCGGCUUGCAACUCCUCUGCGCAGCCAUCAUGCUCAUCGGCUCCAUCUGGAUGCCUGAAUCUCCUCGCUGGCAAGCCCCCUCAUCAUACCUAUCCAGAAACCACACCAUACUAACAGCUUACCCUAGGCUGGUCGUCCAAAACCGCCACGAAGAAGCCCUCGCCAUCCUCGAAAAACUCCACGGCUCCUCCACCCCCUCAACCUCAGCCUCGCCCGAACACAGUAGCACACCCUUCUACCGCCUCGAAUUCAACCAAAUCGAAGCCCAAAUCCGUCUCGAACAGGCAACGCCGCAACUCGGCAUCGUCUCCAUCUUCAAACGCCCCUCCUACCGCCGUCGCCUGCUGAUCAUCGUCUUCUUCUUCGCUUUCCAGCAACUCACCGCCAUCAUUCCGUUACAGAACUACCAAGUCAUCCUCUACACCUCCCUCGGCGUCACGGGCAAGACUCCGUUGAUCAUGGUCGGGGUCUGGGGGACCCUUGGCGUGAUAUUCUCCUGUGGCGGGGCGUACUUCUUCGAUAAAUUGGGGCGGAGGAAGAGUUUCUUCAUCUCCAUGACUGGAGUCCUGCUCGGCUCGAUCAUGCUCGUCAUCUUCUGGGCGCGGUUCGAGGCGAGCGGGAACACCAACAAGACGCUGGGGAGUCUGGCGCUGUGGGCCAUGUUUGUGUAUCUGGUGGGGUAUGCGUGGAUUCUGAAUAGUUUCGGGUAUGCUUAUACGCCGGAGAUUCUGGUGAGUACCUACGUUUUCAUGCUGGAUAUGUGGGAGGGCAGGACUAAGCAUUUUCGACAGCCCAUGGAGAUCCGAGCCACCGGUCUGGCAGCCGGCUUCGCGACCCUCAACGCCGUCAUCAUCAUGUUGGUGCAAGUCACGCCUAUUGCUGUGGAGGCGAUUAGUUGGAAGUAUUUCAUGAUCUUCAUCUUUACGGACGCCAUCUUCGUGGUCGUGUUCUACUUCCAAUUCCCCGAAACGGCCAAUGUGCCGCUGGAAGAAGUUGCGGCUUUGUUCGGUGAUGAAGUUGCUGUGCGCCUGGACCAGGCGAAGAAUGUCGAGUUUGGCGACGAGAAGCCUCACGGGCAGCACGUAGAGGAGGCAGGAGUUAGUGGUGAGAAGACGGCAGGUCGAUAG
Saxophila tyrrhenica is the source of this 1698-nucleotide messenger RNA. RefSeq lists its product as uncharacterized. The transcript is spliced from 4 exons. Gene Ontology annotation, molecular function: carbohydrate:proton symporter activity. Gene Ontology annotation, cellular component: membrane. The coding region runs from base 1 to 1698 and encodes 565 amino acids. The record is from RefSeq and is a predicted model, not a curated record. NCBI's taxonomy places the organism in Eukaryota, Fungi, Ascomycota, Dothideomycetes, Mycosphaerellales, Extremaceae. Gene Ontology annotation, biological process: transmembrane transport; carbohydrate transport.